CUAUGGUCUCGAAAGGCAGGAGAGGCCAACGUCGUUCGAUCUCGUCAAGGUAGCGUCUUGACUCGAGGUCUCGUCCUCAAGACAGACCAUUUCGAGGGCACGCGCGUUCGCCCCACGAAGCUCGAUCUGUCUUUGCAAGGUGCUCCGAAUUUCCGCAAAGCCGAUGCACCGCUUGAAGUCUAUGGUACCGCUCAGCCCACUAUCACGGGUCUGCGCACAAUAUUAGCCGUUUUGGGCGCAGCACCCCCUCCAGCAGCAGCUGCAAAUAAGAGGCCAUGGCAGAGGACGCCAUCCGGCAUGACGCUCAAAUCACCGCCAGUCUCGCGUCAGGCGUCGCAUCAGCUCAAUAAACAGGCCGCAUCGCCCAUCGAGUCUCCUGAUAUGCGUCCCAUUACUCAGCAGGCCAAGAAGAAGACCACAGUCUGGGUCUGUACCCGUGAAGAGCCAAUCAUCUACAUUGGCGCUCGACCCUUUGUACUCCGCGAGCAGACGAGCCCAAUUAACACCUUCUCCCUCUCGUCUCGUGCCGACAACUUGGAGGCCAUCGAGGGCAGGCUCAAGGACGACAUCCUGCGCGAGGCUGCGCGCUUCGGCGGCCUGAUCAUGGUGCAUGAGGAAGAAGGAAAAGGUGACGAGCCCAAGCUCAAGCCGACUUGGAUCGCUGUAGACACAGAGACCGUCAAGACGGUUCGAGAUGUCUUCGAGGAUCUACGCAGUCAAGGAUGGGCGUGCGACUACCAUCGCGUACCAAUCGCGCCUGACCAACCCAUAGAGAACAACUACCUUGAUGCAUACACGCGCAUUCUUCAGUCCCUCGACCCUGAGACGUCGGCAGUCGUUGCCAACUGCGGUGCGGGAGUCACGCGAACCACCUUCGCUAUGGUAGCGGCACAGAUCGUCAGGCGAAGACAGUGGAUCCUGCGUGGCCAUCCUGAUCCUUUCAACUUGGCCGACGGGACGAUGACACAAAGAAGAAGUACUGGCAUCAAGGGCAGCGCCGACUCGUCGAUGGCAAAGAGCCUGCGAGCCGUUUGGGAGAAGCAGGCUCAGGCUCAAGCAUUACUGAGACUGGUCCAGCUUCUGGGUACGGCAGGCUCUAGCUCUCCAGUCGAGCUCAUGCUGGCCAACCCAGACCUCCUUGAGGCGCUACGCCGAGCAUUGACCGGAGACUUUAGCGUCAUCCGUGCUCUAUGCGGCAUUCUCGACGCUGGAAUUGAUGACAAGGUUGUAGUGGAUGUGGCCAUCGAUUCAGCCGCGCACCUGACGAACCUGCGAGAAGCUGUUCUUCUCGAGCGAGCCAGCUAUGCCCUGAAGGCGGCCAUGCAUCUGGACAAGGCUGUUCGUGCUCUUGAGAAGUACUUCUUCCUCCUCGCAUUCUCCUCGUACGUCAAUACCAUCGAUGGAACGGCCGCCACGCCGCAAGACUCCUUCGCCAGCUGGCUGACCCGUCGCUCCGAAAUCUGGAACACCAUUCAGCGGAUCCGCUCAAAGGGCAAGCAGCUCUACCUCUUUGAUCCUGUGGCUGACCUGAGCCAGCUGCGUCGGGGUGGUGGGAAGGGAGCGCAUCAGGCCGGCGGUAUGGCGCACCUACGCAUGGCUACAGAGGAUUCGGCCGGCAACAGCAGCGAGGAGCAGCGUGCAGCAGCAGGUGACGAAUUUGCAGAUCACCAUGUCCGCAAUUUGCGCUCAGGUAUCGUGCUUCGACCUGGUACCUUGCUGAAGGAGGACCUCUGGCAAGCGCAACGUGACCGCCCGUCGGACGCUGCGGUCUUUGACGUUCGUGGAGCCAUCAACUUCAGGCGGAUCGCAGGGACAGCCAUCUUUGCUACUGGGCAGCCGACGGUCGAUGGGAUUCGCAAUGCGCUCAAGAGUAUUGGCGACCAGUUGAAGGGACGCGCAAGGAUAUCCUGCUACUGGCUGAAUUUGCGCGAAGAGCCGCUCAUCUACGUUGCCGGCCGGCCCAUGGUGCUGCGUGACUCGACGCUCUCCCUGCGCAACAUCAAAGCAUAUGGUGGCAUUUCUUGGGCGCGUCUGCAGCUUCUUGAAGACCGUCUCAAGGCCGACGUCAUUCAUGAGCUGCAGCAGAACGACGGACGUCUCCUCCUUCACUCCGAGGACGCCAACGGCGAGAUCUACCCGCAAUGGCAGGAGGUUUCAGCCGAUGACGUUGAGACGUUGCAGGACGUGAUGGGCAAGGUGUCGACCGAGGUCAAGCGCGACGGGUCUGCCAUCUGCGGUGUUGAUCAGCUCGAGUUCAGGCGUAUUCCUUUCACGGCGGAGAAGCCGCCUGACUACGAAGACCUCACUGCGCUCCUGCAGCUCGUACUGCGUUGUCGCGAUUCGGCGAUCGUGAACAAUUGUCAGCUUGGACGGGGCCGAAGUACGUUGGCUUCAGUCAUCGUGCUGCUCAUCGCUCAAUGGCUCCGCGAGCAUGGGAAUGCAGGCGAGGAGCUCUUGCUGCUUGCCAACGACGAUGCGAAGCCCUCUUCUCCCGCCGCGGAGCACCGCCCUCCACCACUCUCCUACCAUCUCAUCAACAGUCUGCUCCGCGUCAUCCCGCACGGCCUCGAAGUGAAACGCGCAGUCGACGAGGCCAUCGACCAAGGGUCCGCCGUGACCAACCUCCGCGACUCGAUCGAGGAGUUCCGCCUCGCAGCCGAGGAGAUGGACGGUGGAGACGACAAUCCGCAGCGCAAAGCCAAGAUCCAUGCAGGCUGCCAAGCCUUGCGUCGAUACUUUGUGCUCAUCCUCUUCCAGUCGUACCUCAGUCAGACCAAACCCGACGUCAUCGUGGGGGAUAUGCCCACCUUCCAGGACUUUGUGCAUCGUCAACCUGUGCUGCAGACGAUUAGCAAGGAGUUUGAGAAUGUCAGCCUGGCACUGAUCACGCCGCUGCAGCAGAAUGCGCAGGGUAGCAAGGGAGGUAUUGAGGCGGCGGAUGGGAUGGCUUUGGCGUCCGAGGUGGACGACGUGGUUGCGCAUCGUGAUGGCGCCAUCCUCACUGCGUAUACUAUGCUCAAGAGCGACUUCUUUUCGGGCAUCGCCAAGGUGCACCUUUCCCAGAUCGAGGGGAUUCCCAACUUGAGGCAGGUGCCCUUGCUGGUCGGCCCGCCAGAUGCUGAGCCGUCCACACCAGGGAAGCUGUCAAUGCAGGGAUCAUCGACGUGGGGCAGUGGGAUGCCGACGCUUGACGGACUGAGGGCAGGACUGGAAAAGAUGAAGGCCGGGCCCAAGGGCGACACAACUGUCGUAUGGACCUCGUUGCGAGAAGAGCCCGUCGUCUACGUGCGCGGACGUCCGCAUGUGCUGCGCCUCGCCGACCAGCCCCUCACCAACCUCGAAGCUACUGGUAUCACCACAGAAACGGUCGAGCGUCAAGAGAUUGCCCUGAAGCGCGACGUGAUCGAGGAAGCCGCUCGCCGCGACGGCCGCAUCUUGCUGCAUGACGAAGUGGAAGUCGAGCCUGGCAAAUUCGACAUCAUCCCCGUCUGGGAGAGCCUACGCAACCCGAACACGGACGUCCUCACCCCCGCCGAGGCGUACGCGAUGGUGCAGGCUGAGGGUUACCGGGUGGACUACGGGCGAGUGGCGGUCACAGAUGAGCAGGCACCCUUGCCCGGGGUGUUCAAGGCUAUUGAAGGGAGAGUGUUGACCGCGCUCAGGCAGGGAGCGGCCACUGCGUUCAAUUGUCAGAUGGGAAGGGGCAGAACAACGACCGGUAUGGUGAUCGCUGCCUUGGUCAGCACGGUGCACCAUCAUCGUGACGAGAUCUUGGCCGCUGGCCCAGGCGGUGCAGUCGAUCUGACUGCCAGCGGUGUGCUCAGCGGGGACGACAGCGUCAUUCUUGACGGCGGCGGAGGCGAGAGCACCACAGGCAGCGUUGCCGGUGAUAGGAUGACGGGAGCCAAGGAUUUCUUGGACAACCGCGAGGAAGAGCUUCUCCUCAACGGCGAGUACCGCAUCAUCCUUCGUCUCGUCGGCGUCCUUUCCCAAGGCAAGCUCGCCAAGCUCCUCGUAGACGAAGCCGUCGACCGCAUGGAUCAAGUACAGAACCUGCGUGUCGCCUGUUACGAUGCCCGCCUCCGAGCAGAGAAUGCUCCCGUCGGCUCAGCGAAGCGUCGUCACUUGUCGACCGUCUUCAACAACUACCUCGCUCGCUACGCCUACCUCAUCGCCUUUGCUAAUCAUCUGCUC
Messenger RNA from Jaminaea rosea, 4194 nucleotides. RefSeq lists its product as hypothetical. The transcript has 4 exons. The annotation marks the transcript as partial. The record is from RefSeq and is a predicted model, not a curated record. Lineage: Eukaryota; Fungi; Basidiomycota; Exobasidiomycetes; Microstromatales.